UGGCUGCAUACAUUGUUUUAUGUAUCAAUGCUUGUUCUAAUCUAUUUACAUAUCUCACGUGUUUGCACGUGGUUAUAGUUUACGGCAAGAAAAUACGGUUUUAGAAUGCAUUGAGCCUGAAGAAGAGGGUGUGAGAAUGGACGAGAAGGAAAGCUUAGAAUUAGGAGAAGAUGCAGAGGAAAGUACUGAACCAUUAUUUGAGGAGAACAGGAAAAGAUAUUUGAGUGAUGAAGAAACAGAGCCAACAGAGCCUCAAUCCAAGAUUCAGCGUAUAGAAUACACUAAUACUGGAGGAGCAUACCCUUCAAUGGAUGAUGACAUCAUUAGGGUUAUUAAUACCAGUGGGGACUGUAUUUACUUACCAAUAAAGAAUGAACAACAUUUACACAACAAGAAAAAUUUUAAAGCAUUGAAGUCACAGCUUCUUUCCGUCCCUUUUAAAGAGCUAUUGAGUUCAGUAGAAGAAAAGAGGUACAGCAGAUUAAUGGAAGCAGCUGAUGCAGACUUUAUAAAUGAAGAAUAUUCUAUUGACCUAAUGAAAGAUGGAUCAGAAUCACUGCUGUGGGCCGACAAGUAUUCUCCAAGAGAAUAUAUACAACUACUCAGUGAUGAUAGUGUUAAUCGCUCGUUGUUGUCGUGGCUUAAACUAUGGGACGAGACCGUUUUUAGUAAACCAUCUCACCUCAGAGACACUGUCAACAUACAGUCAGGGAAAGACCCUAAGAAAACAAGAGGCAGAGGAGGAGAGAGAGGAAGAGGAAGGGGAGGAGGGCACGUUGGACAUAAGCCGUGGGAGAUUUACGAUCCUAAGACAUUUGCUACUAAUGAUGCACUAGAUGAGCACCGCAGGCCGAAACAGAAGAUAGUUCUCUUGUGUGGUCCUCCUGGUAUUGGUAAGACUACAUUAGCUCAUACUGUUGCCAGGCAGUGUGGAUACAAUAUAGUGGAGGUUAAUGCCAGUGAUGACAGAAGUGCCGAUGUAUUUCGUAAAAUCCUCGAGUCUUCGACUGAAAUGCAGUCGGUCCUCACCUCAAGCAGUAAACCAAAUUGUUUGAUCAUUGAUGAGAUUGAUGGAGCACCUGCUGCUGCCAUUAAUGUACUGGUGGAUGUUAUAAAGACAAAGAAUCCAACUAGAGGUAAAAAGUCCAGACCUCUUCUUUCACGGCCUGUCAUUUGUAUAUGCAAUGAUUUGUAUGCUACUUCCCUGAGGACCUUGAAGCAGCUUGCUGUAGUCUUCACAGUCCCCAUUACUGUCACUGGUAAACUAGCCAACAGGCUGAUGGAUGUGUGUAGGAGAGAAGGAAUAUCAACUACCACUUCAACACUAAUGGCGCUCUGUGAGAAAACAGACAAUGAUAUUAGAACCUGCUUGAAUACGCUACAGUUUAUUCAUCGUAAAAGGGCUGAUAUUUCCCUGUCAGCGGUACAGGCGAUGUCAGUGGGGCAGAAAGACUCACAGAGAAGCCUUCUUUAUUUCUGGAAAGAAGUCUUCAAGCUACCUUCUGCCAAAAAAUACACUUACAUUGGUAGUGGUAUGAGCUCAGACAAUGAUCGUAGAAGUAAUGAGAAUGUUCAGUUUAACAGAUUCUGGCAUAUUUUAUCUGAAGCCUCAAGCACAGGAGAGUACGAGAGAGUUAUGCAAGGACUUUUUGAGAACUAUCUCAAUGUGAAGAUAAGAGAUCCAGGAAUGGCAAUAGUAGCAGAGACUCAGGAUUGGAUCAUGUUCUAUCAGUCGUUGUCUUCAGCAAUGCUCUCAUCUCAAGUCUUCCAGUUAAUGGCGUACAUGCCUUUUGUAUCGGUCGUCUUUCACUUCUUUUAUGCUGUCUCUGUCACCGGCUACCGUGUCCAAUACCCUCACACACAAUUCGAAAAUAAUCAGAAGUAUCAGCGAUACAGUCAGUUAGUUUCUCAGCUGCUGGUUGAUUCUCAUCCUCUUGUGAAACGUGAUAUCGACCCAUAUAGCUCCGCUGUGUAUUUCAUUCCGACAUUACUGGAUGUCAUCAGACCCAACUUAAGACCAGUCAAUAUCCAGUUGUACACUCAGUCUGAAAAGUCACUAUUGUCUGACAUAGUCAAUACAAUGAUCUCGUAUAAUUUAACUUAUAUUCAAGAGAGAACACCAGAUGGACAAUAUACUUAUAAUCUUGAACCUGAUCUUGGUGACCUGUGUCAGUUCCCAGGGUUACCUCAAAAGAAACAGCUGCAGUAUGGUACUAAACAAAUGCUAGCCAGAGAAAUUGAAGUAGCUAAAGUGAAAAGACAUGCUAAAUCUGAAGCUCCAACAGUAGCAGCGCCUGUAAAAACCACCCCCAGCAGCAAGUUAUCAAUAGCUGCUUCUGUUCCUCAAAGAAAAAAGGUUGCACGGGAUUUCUUUGGACGACCAAUCACAAAGAGAGCAAGAGAGGAGGGGGAGGGAGAGGCCAAAGAGGCUGCUAAUGAUAGUCGUACCUCAGCUGCAGUUUGGUUUAAAUUUAACGAGGGUUUUUCGGAUGCUAUAAAGAAAACUGUCCGAAUGAAAGAUCUGUUAUAAUGAUAAUAAUAUAAUAAUAAUAAAUAAAUAAAAAUGAUGAUAAUAAUAAUAAGAUUCAUUAGUAUUCACAGAGCUGAUGGUA
Molecule: messenger RNA, 2612 nt
Organism: Amphimedon queenslandica
Lineage: Eukaryota; Metazoa; Porifera; Demospongiae; Haplosclerida; Niphatidae
Product: chromosome transmission fidelity protein 18 homolog
Exons: 24
Coding region: 137-2530 (797 amino acids)
Molecular function (GO): ATP hydrolysis activity; ATP binding
Source: RefSeq, a predicted model, not a curated record